AUGAAUCCUUUCAUUAGGGUAAAGUUGCCAUUACAAGGGAGCAGCAACCGAAUAUCGUCAAUCAAUGAAACUGGCGACUAUUUGUACGUUGGCACCAACAAAGGUGACCUUUACAUUUAUUGCUCAGCACCAACGCCAAACACAACACUUGCAUCGAUACAUCAUUCGCUGCACCUGUUGAAACAUAGCGAUCGUGCACUGACACUCAAAAGUAAAAGCAUACAGGAAACAACAAAUGCGUCUCUGGCGUCUAGAUCAAUCCGUUCUUUCCGUUCUUACCAGGAUGCAAAACAUUUAUUUACAGAGAAUAGUCGAUAUCAUUUGCAACACACUUUUACAAACUUAACACAAGAUGGGUCGAGCAUUUCGACUAUCAAAAUAUUACCACCUAAUCUAUGUGAAAGUCGUGGCAACAUGAGUAAACAAAUGGUAAUGAUCAUCAGUCCGACGUCGCUUAAGUUAUAUGAAUUAGUAGGAAACCACUCAAAUUUGCUUUACUCACUCGACGAGCCUCGUAUUACUGAUGCGCUAUACAUUAAUGGGGAUGAGAAUGGAAAUCAUACUACAGAUAGAAAGGAAAAUCAAGAACGAUUGUUACUUAUAAGCUUGAAACGAAAAGUUUUUGUUGUUCACAUUACCAACAAGUCGCGAAACGUGCUUCGAUUCAAUAUGUUGAGAGAAAUUCUGCUCAAAGGUAGAGUACAAUCGUUAACGAAAUUUAACGAUGAUAGUGUUAUUGUUGGUACAGAUACAGAAUAUGUCACAUUCAGCUUUGAUGACUUCCACGUAUCUCCACUAGCUGCAAGCCAAAAGGCAGAUGUAUUUAGUCAAGGCGCCCCAUUCAAAUAUUUUGGAUUAUCAGCAUCAGGUCCGCUGCUGUGGAUUCUUGAUACUGGUUAUGGAACGUUAUUACUUAUUAGAGAUACUACAGUUGUUGCUUUGGAUAAGCGCUGUGAAGAAAAACUCACGAUUUUACCAAUAAAGUUGUCCGUUGUUCCUCUUGCGGCCAUUUAUAUUCGCCCCAUGUAUGUGGCUUUUGUCUACCAGAAAAGGGUUGAAAUUUAUGAUUUGCAUUUGGGUAUAUUGGUCCAAAAGUUCACACAUUAUUUGAAUUCACAAUACAUAUCUGCCCUGGUUGAAGGUGAUAUUUUUAAUUUGGCUUGUGGUUUAGAUGUUUUGCAAUUUAACAUUUCCCCUCCGCUGAAGCAGAUUUUGCAAUUCUUAAACAUAUCAGGGAGAGUCCCUGGUAGUAAUACUGGCGUUAAUGUUUCUGGAAACGACAAUUUCAACAGCACUGCCAAUUUUCGCCACCCUCAAAGCGAUUUAAAAGCGGUUGGUAUUGAAUUGGCAAUACAGAUGGUUACACUGUUGGAAUCAAAUGACAAUAAUGAAUUGUUUUCCAGUGAAAAGACUAAAUUGUUGAAACUUCGAGAGUUAUACAAACUUAAAAGUAUCUACCUAUUCGAUCUGUAUGCACGUUACAACGAAGCCUUGGUUGAUAUAGCAUCUGAGUGGAUGGUGUCGUAUCAUGAUGUAUUACAGCUAUUCCCAGAUUUUUUGAAUGCAGAGAUACUUUUACUGUUGCUGCAAUCAGAGAGUUUAGGGGGAGAAACUCAUGACGCUGAUCAUGACAAUAAGAGCAUGGUUCCAAUGAUUGGGACGAUUAAAAAGGUCACCAAGGACGACCUUGAAACGGUUAAUCUUUCCGAGUCCGAAUAUGAAACUGAUACUACGCGCCGAACGUUGCCCAUGGCAUCUAAAAAGUCAAGACUGUCCAAGUCGCAAGGUGUGCGACGUUUCAUCAAAGCUGUUAAUAACCUCAUCAUAUAUCUCACAGAGCAACGUCGUAUCCUUGCACUUUUUAUGGAUAAAGGUUCCAUCAAAUGGAAAAAUGUGCUUCUUGAACCAGACGACAUAUAUCCGCUAAUAGAUGAUCAAUUGGAAUAUGUUGCCACUAUUAUAGAUACAUCAUUGUUUUUAUGUUAUUUUUAUACCAAACCAAUGUUGCUUGGACCACUAUUGAGACUUCCUAAUAACCGUUGUGAUUCCAAAAUUGUUAAUGAAUGCUUGUUGAGCAGUCUUCAUAAUCACGUCCAGCAAAGAAAUAUGAUGCAGCCAAACUAUGUAGCGGAGCUUUUGGAUUUCUAUUUUGGGAGACAACUACACGAAGAAGCACUUGAUAUGUUGAAAAAGUUAGCUUUAGAAAAUGAAGAUGCAGUUGCUAUUGAAAAAGAUGCGAAUGAUAAUAACCCUGUGCAUGUUCAUGCUAGCAAAGAUGAUAACUAUUAUAAUAAUUAUGUAACUGGUCCACAACUCACGGUUCGGUAUUUGCAAAGGCUUACAAACAAACACUUGUCUUUGAUAUUUGAAUAUGCGCUGUGGGUUAUUGACGCUGACGAGAGCAACAGCCGGCUGUUGUUUAUGAAUGAUUCAUAUGAGUGCGAAAGUCUUGAUAACAUGGCAGUUUUGCAAUUUUUUGUCAAGCGGAAAGAUUUUGACUUGGCUAUCGAGUACCUUGAAUGGCUUUUGUUCAAGAGUGAUUUGGUGGCAAAGUUGAAAUUGGAGAAAUUGUUUGUUGAUUUUGAAACAAAGCUUUGUUUAUUGUAUUUGAAACAAAUAAAAGCACAUUCGCUACAUGAGGAAGAAUACUACGAGAGUCUUUGGCGCUUACUCUCCACGAGUGAGACAUUUGACCCGUGGCCCAUUUUACGAGAGAUUCCAACUACAGAGGACAAGUUUCUUAGAUUGACUGUGUUUGUUUAUAAAAAACUACACGAGCAUGAGAAUGCUGUUGAUGUGCUUUAUGGUCAAUUGAAUAAUUUGGAUGAGGCAAUCGAAUACUGUUCGCUGAUUUAUCGCCAGCCGCAGGGUAAACAGAUUGGUCAGAACCUUUUCCAUAAGUUGUUGGAAGAUCUUUUGAUGAACUAUUCAAGGAAUAAAAAUGUUGAUCAAAUUGCGAAACUAUUACUUGGAAAAGGUCUGCAAAUGUCUGUAGAACGUGUCUUUAAAGUACUUCCGCCAUCAUUUCCCUUGUUUGAAAUUGCUCCGUAUUUAAGGUUGCAGGUGCAAAGAUUUCAAAACGAUGCUGAUGAUACACGAGUCAAUUCUCAGCUCUAUAAAGUUGGCUCAAUCAAUCUCAAGCAUCAAGUCUUGCAGCUACAAGAUCAAUGUUUUAAAAUUAAUUCAAGCAAAACAGUUUGUCCUGUUUGUAAAGAAAAAUUAGGAUACAGUAUUUUGACAGUAACCGAUAACAAGGAUAUUAUACAUUAUGGUUGUUCCCAGCGAUUACGACAAACCAGUUAA
Lodderomyces elongisporus is the source of this 3303-nucleotide messenger RNA. RefSeq lists its product as uncharacterized. The record is from RefSeq and is a predicted model, not a curated record. Gene Ontology annotation, cellular component: fungal-type vacuole membrane; cytoplasm. The coding region runs from base 1 to 3303 and encodes 1100 amino acids. Gene Ontology annotation, biological process: autophagy; endosomal vesicle fusion; vesicle-mediated transport. The transcript has 2 exons. Lineage: Eukaryota; Fungi; Ascomycota; Pichiomycetes; Serinales; Debaryomycetaceae.